Molecule: messenger RNA, 1748 nt
Organism: Paramacrobiotus metropolitanus
Lineage: Eukaryota; Metazoa; Tardigrada; Eutardigrada; Parachela; Macrobiotidae
Exons: 3
Coding region: 183-1136 (317 amino acids)
Biological process (GO): vesicle cytoskeletal trafficking
Cellular component (GO): early endosome
Molecular function (GO): protein binding
Source: RefSeq, a predicted model, not a curated record
UAUACUUCUACUUAUUAUUUUAUGGUUUUCAUUUUAUUUCAGAGGGUACAUAUUUUUUCAUCGUUCGAGGUUUCCAGAUUCCACAGAUUUUUUUUUAGUUUUGCAGUUUCGUGCUAGAUUCAGACUAUGGAAACCACAGAUUUGGUAUUUCAUAAGUACUUCUAGUGAUUGCGUUGAUAAGUAUGGACAUGUCAUCGAUAGCGGAGACUAUAACAAAAUUCGGUCUUCCCGAAAAGAUUCGACAGCGUUUAUCGCAACGACCUGCAUGCGCGGAUGCAGCGGCUGAAUUGUAUGCUUUAUCACGCCAAUUGGAAUCAGAUGAUCUGCGGAUCUUUGCGGCGGCAUGUUCGGAAGGAGUUGCUGCUUGUGAGGGUACUGCAGAAAAUCCAGUGGCAGAAGCCGAAGCAUUAGUUCGCGCAGCUCGCCUUCAUAUGGAAGAAGAGAAGGAGACCUACAAGCUUAGUUUACCAACAACUUGGGAUUCGUUGUACUUCGCCAUUGAUAACAUUAAUAAAGCUACUGAUAUUUAUGAAAACCUUGGAGCGACCCAUUUAGCCGUAACUACAUUGCUGGAGCUGGCGAGAGUGAUGCUGAAACUAGCGCGUCCACACGAUGCCAUACAAACAUUCCUGAAAGCCCUCGAUCUUAAUAAAGCGCAAAACGGCACUCGUGAGCGCCUAGUUAUUCUGCGAUCUCUGGCUGAUGCCUACAUACAGGCCAGCUGCCUUGUCGAUGCGCUGAACACAUACGAAGAGAUCUGCGUGUUGGCUGGAUUCCUGAAAACAGCACCUGGCAAACUCCCAGGAUACUACCAUAAAUUGGCACAAAAAUGCGAAACACGACAGAUUCUGCUGCUGCUCAUUACCGAACCCACUCCGAAAAAGAUGUCCCACUACCAUAGCCUAAUGUUUUCGUACUUCACAGAUCCCAGAGCGUCCGUUGACGGGCACAGUUAUGUCAGUUUUCUCGAUUUGGUGGGUUUGCUGAGGAUGAAAGAUUUUGUCUUGGCUAUUCAACAGAAAGAUUUCCCACGAGUGCUUGAUGCAUCGGAAAAAUUAUACCCUCUCUUGGACGAAACGGAAACUGCUCUUGCCGACUUUCUUGUUGAUCGGACGCCCCAUCAUUCCGGAUAUUAGAAUGUUUUUGUCGAGGUGUCACGCGCACGCACCAUAAAACCGGUGUCCUGCACCGUCAACCAAGGAUCUUUCAAAUUCCGCGUUCCCGAAUGCCACCAGACAUGUCCACUUUCUGCUCUUAGAACGAAGUUCCCGUUCGAGAACAGGAUAGCAUGGAUUCCUGGGGUAAAUUUUCCCUCUGUACCAGAAGUCCAUAAUUGCACGCGAUCGAUGGUCCGAUAAACAGCCAGAUUCCCAUCUUUGUCUAUUGAUAGUUCGACUGAUCCACCGGGGGAAUGUAAAAUUUGUCCAAACGUUAGUGUGCUUCCCGGAUGGAGACUGUUAACUCGUGGAGACGAUUCACAGGAAUUACCGUUCGGUUUUAUUACUGCAGAGAUCACAUCCUGGAAAUCCAUUUGCACAAUGCUUUCAUUGAACUGUAUUGCUAGUCAUAAACUGCUCACCUGACACUUGUGGCUUUUGGGGCAUUGCGACAAGUUACGUUUCUUUCAGCUGUUGGCGAAAACGUGUACCGUAUCUUUUCGAAAAACCCAGGAAUUGUAUGUAGUACAUAAAAACUGAUGUGCAAAAUACACUCGAUUAUAUUCUACUGGAUACCUCCGUAAUAAUGUU